CUUUUUUUUCUUUUCCUUCCAAUUCCUCCAGAGGGAAAUUGAGAGCGAAGAAGAGAAGACGAUGGGAGUGAGUUUGGAAGGAGAGAAGGUGAUAUUGGUGCCAUACAUGAAAGAACAUGUUCCCAAAUACCAUCAAUGGAUGCAAGAUCCUGCCCUUCUCUUUGCUACUGGUUCGGAGCCACUCACCCUUGAUCAGGAGUAUGACAUGCAGCUCUCUUGGUCCCAGGACCCCCUCAAGCACACCUUCAUUGUUUUGGAUAAGCAGAUGAUUAUGGGGGAAUUCGUACAUGGCCAACCCCAUACUGAAGCCAUGGUAGGUGAUGUUAAUAUGUAUAUGAACGAUCCUGAGGACCCUCUUUUUGGGGAAAUUGAGAUUAUGAUAGCUGAACCUAAAAGUCGUGGCAAAGGACUAGGAAAGGAAGCAGUCGUGAUGAUGAUGGCUUUUGCUGUUGAGAACGUUGGGAUCCAUACAUUCCGUGCCAAAAUUGGAGAAUCAAAUCAAGCAUCGAUUCUUCUGUUUCACAAAUUGGGUUUUCAGGAUUCUUCAUUCAGUGAAGCUUUUAAAGAGUGGACAAUGGAGUUGCCAGUAACGAAGUCCAACAGGGAUUAUUUGCUGCAGCAUUGCGCCGAUAAAAUGGUCACUCAUUCUUCUUAGCCUUCAUUGCUUGAUUGGCUACAUCGUUCUAAAUGGCAAGGAAACUGCUAAUUCCAUAUCACACACUUUUGACAUACAAAACGACUGAAUAGUUGAAUGACAAGAAACAGAUGAUUAGUGUUUGUUUCUUGUCAAACAUCAAUAAUGUAAUGCCUCAUAUAAUUUAUCUACUGGUGUAGUUGAAAAACCCUAAUAGAUCAACCCUGAUAACUGAGGAACAAUUGUUUUACAUGUUUGAACUUUGUUUUUAUACUAUUGUUGUUGGUGAUGAUUAUGAUGUA
This is a messenger RNA of Spinacia oleracea (spinach), 936 nucleotides long. RefSeq lists its product as uncharacterized. The record is from RefSeq and is a predicted model, not a curated record. Gene Ontology annotation, molecular function: N-acetyltransferase activity. Lineage: Eukaryota; Viridiplantae; Streptophyta; Magnoliopsida; Caryophyllales; Amaranthaceae. Bases 62 to 655 code for a protein of 197 amino acids. The transcript is spliced from 6 exons.